AACUUAGUCUGAUGUAUGAGAUUAAGCCAUUGGGGUCAUUUGGAUUUAAGUUAUACCUCCUCAAAAUCUCUGGCUUCUCUCUGCACAUACUCAUAUUUGUUGUUAUUCUUAAUCACUUCUUUUUAUCAAUUCCUUACUGUAGCAUACAUCUAAUUCUUGAAAAUUCACUUGUGUCUUGUAAAGAUGGCAAAUUCAAACAUCUGCUGUGUAUGAUACACCAUUAACUACACAGAGACACUCUGUAUUUGCUACAUUAAUAUUUACUGAUGUGUUAAUGUAAUAAUGACCCAUCUGCUUUUGCUGCCUAUGAAGCACUUUCUAUCUAUAGGGAUGGAAAUUAAUGACAGUCUCUCUGAGCUGCCUGAGAUCAGAGCUGAGAAAGCUGUGAAAGUUAUAUAAGAGCUAGAUUACUAGUCAGCAAAUGAAGAGGUCAAUUCUCCAGUAGAUGUAAGCUUGAGGUCUUUUCCUGAAGCUCUCUUGCUAUCAAAGGCAUUUGCUGAUAUUGCUGACACUAAAACACCAAAAGAAAAUUGGAGAAACAAUGUGCAUCCUGAAGCUGCCAGUUUUUCUCCUUGUGCUCUCUGUUGUAUUAAACCAUCUGAAAGCUACUCCUCUUGAAAGGCACAGUGUUUCAUCACAGACAUGCAACACUGCUACCUGUACAAUACAACGCCUGGCAAAUUUUUUAGUUCGUUACAGUAACAACUUUGGUGCUGUUCACUCACCUACCAAUGUGAGAUCCAAUGGAUAUGGCAAGAGGAAUGCCGUUCAAGUUUUAAAUAAAGAACCAUUGAAUUACUUACCCCUUUAGAGGUCAAUGUACCUUCACAGUUCUUCUCAUUGUUUCAUGUUCAAAUACACUAGUGAUUUCCUGUAUAAUGUAACUGCCUUUUUCAUUUCUCAUGUGAAUAUAUGAGUCUGUAUAUCCCAUGUCUGUUACCAGUACAUACACAUUGUCAAAGAAUUGUUUCAAAUGUAGUACUAAUUAAGAUCCCAUAAUGAAAAGACAAUGUCUUUUUUAAAAAUGAAAUGUUCUUGCUAGAGAUUUUUACUUUAAUAACAAAAACGCUAUUUUCUUGGCCGAUAUCUUUAUGACCUGAGUUUAAGAACAAAAGAAAAAAUGGUAAUCCGAAGGUUGGUACAUUGUAAACAGCUAAUAAUAAAGUUAUUAUUGUGAACAUUAGAAAACCAGCAAUUCUAAGUACCCUCAUUAAGCAGUCCUUUCUUUGCAUUAGAUUUCUGAAAUGAGAUAAGAUGCUGUUUAAAAAAUAAAUAAAUAAAACCCUGCUUCUGACUCAGUCAAAAUAUUUUUUUAAAUUCUAUUCUUUGUUGUAUGUGCUGGUACUGAAUGGUUAUUUAAAAAUAUAAAAGCAAUUUGUGUCCAUGAGGGUUUCCUUUUGUAUUAUCAACAGUGAGUUUUUAUUAAAUGUAUAUGC
Messenger RNA from Microcebus murinus (gray mouse lemur), 1436 nucleotides. The record is from RefSeq and is a predicted model, not a curated record. NCBI's taxonomy places the organism in Eukaryota, Metazoa, Chordata, Mammalia, Primates, Cheirogaleidae.